Messenger RNA from Recurvomyces mirabilis, 2337 nucleotides. Its product is annotated as DEAH-box ATP-dependent RNA helicase prp43. The coding region runs from base 1 to 2337 and encodes 778 amino acids. NCBI's taxonomy places the organism in Eukaryota, Fungi, Ascomycota, Dothideomycetes, Mycosphaerellales, Teratosphaeriaceae. Gene Ontology annotation, cellular component: intracellular anatomical structure; spliceosomal complex. The record is from RefSeq and is a predicted model, not a curated record. Gene Ontology annotation, molecular function: RNA helicase activity; ATP binding; RNA binding. The transcript has a single exon.
AUGGCUGAAGAGCAGCAAACCUCUCGCUUCAAGCGCCGCAAGAUGGCGCCCACCGACGAGAACAAUGAUCGCAAGAACCCGUAUCUGGCGCAUAUGUACGGAGGCGACACCGAUUCGCAACACGAUUCUGGCGUGUCCAUAAGCGAUGGCGCAAGUCUGAACGGAUUUUCGAAUGGUGGCAGCAGUAAUGGGCUGAAGUUGAAGAGACAUGCGACGACUGCGAAGGAUGCGAAGGUGGCGGAGGAUGGACCACACAACUACUUCAAGCCCCAGUCACAACUGUCCGACCGGUACUUUGGCAUAUUGAAGACUCGACGGGGUCUGCCCGUCCAUGCGCAGAGGCAGGAAUUCUUGGACAUGUACCAGAAGACGCAGAUUCUGGUCUUCGUCGGCGAGACUGGUUCCGGAAAGACUACACAAAUCCCCCAAUUUGUGCUAUUCGAUGAUCUGCCACAAUCACAAGCGAAGAUGGUUGCUUGUACUCAGCCUCGUCGAGUCGCUGCCAUGUCCGUUGCUCAGCGUGUCGCACAAGAGAUGGAUGUGACGUUGGGCGAGGAGGUCGGUUACAGCAUCCGUUUCGAGGACAUGACCGGACCGAAGACUAUCCUUAAGUACAUGACGGAUGGUAUGCUGUUGCGGGAGGCCAUGAACGAUCAUAACCUCACACGAUACAGCACGAUCAUCCUGGACGAGGCUCACGAACGUACACUGGCUACCGAUAUCCUUAUGGGACUACUGAAGGAGGUGGUCACAAGACGGCCUGAUCUGAAGCUGAUCAUCAUGUCUGCAACACUUGAUGCGCAGAAAUUCCAGAAAUAUUUCCUCAACGCACCACUACUUGCUGUACCUGGUCGAACACAUCCCGUCGAGAUCUUCUACACACCGGAGCCGGAACGUGAUUAUGUUGAGGCAGCGCUACGCACCGUCUUGCAAAUCCACGCUACGGAGCCAGAAGGCGACGUUCUCCUAUUCUUGACUGGCGAAGAAGAAAUCGAGGACGCUUGCCGUAAGAUUAAUCUUGAAGCCGACGACAUGAUACGCGAAGCAGAUGCUGGCCCUCUAAAAGUCUACCCGCUAUAUGGUUCACUGCCACCGGCACAACAACAACGUAUUUUCGAUGCCGCACCAGCGUCUUUCAAGCCCGGUGGCCGACCUGGCCGCAAAGUUAUCGUCUCCACAAACAUCGCAGAAACAUCCCUGACCAUCGAUGGUAUCGUCUACGUGGUGGAUCCCGGCUUCAGCAAACAGAAGGUGUACAAUCCGCGUAUCCGUGUCGAGUCUCUUCUCGUUUCGCCGAUCAGCAAGGCUUCCGCUCAGCAGCGUGCUGGUCGUGCUGGUCGUACACGACCUGGAAAAUGCUUCCGGUUGUAUACCGAAGGUGCUUUCAAGAAGGAGCUCAUUGACCAGUCGUACCCAGAGAUUCUUCGCUCGAAUCUUGCUAGCACCGUGCUUGAGCUGAAGAAACUUGGCAUAGACGAUCUGGUCCAUUUCGACUUGAUGGAUCCGCCGGCUCCCGAGACGCUCAUGCGUGCGUUAGAAGAGCUCAAUUACCUGGCAUGUCUAGACGACGAGGGCGAGUUGACCGCGCUUGGGAAGCUGGCCUCCGACUUUCCACUCGAUCCUGCGCUGGCUGUCAUGCUCAUCUCAUCACCCGAAUUCUACUGCAGCAACGAGAUUCUUUCACUUACUGCACUACUCAGUGUGCCACAAGUCUUCGUCCGACCAGCCGCGGCUCGUAAGAGGGCCGACGAGAUGAAGGAGCUCUUUACGCACACCGAUGGCGACCAUCUAACCAUGCUGAAUGUCUACCACGCUUUCAAGUCCCCAUCUGCUCAAGAGAACUCUAAGCAGUGGUGUCACGACCACUUCCUGUCGUUCCGAGCACUACAGCAGGCGGACAAUGUUCGUUUACAGCUCAAGCGCAUAAUGGAGCGCGAGGAAGUCGAGCUCGUCAGCACGCCAUUCGAAGACAAGAAGUACUACGAGAACAUCCGUCGAGCACUCGUCGCAGGAUUCUUCAUGCAAGUCGCGAAGCGCGAAAGCAGCGGCAAGACUUAUGUCACCGUCAAGGAUGAUCAGUCCGUUCUUCUGCAUCCCAGUACGGUAUUGGGACAGGACUCGGAAUGGGUCGUGUACAACGAAUUUGUGUUGACGUCCAAGAACUAUAUCCGGACUGUCACGGCUGUGAAGCCGGAGUGGUUACUUGAAAUCUCGCCGAAUUAUUAUGAUGUCGACUCUUUCAAGAAGGGAGAUGUGAAGACCAGUCUGCAAAGAGUGAGGGAUCGGGAGAGCAGACGAGCCGCGGUAAAGGGUGGAGGUAGCGGAAGCAGAAGAUGA